CAUGCCCAUCAGCAAACUAAUCACAUCCACAUCGAACUAUCACCGAUCGAAAGGAAACAGCGUCAGCUCCAUGGCUUCUUCCUCCUCCUUCUCAGCAGCUCGCCUCCUGCUCGUCGCGGCAGCGCUGGUGCUGCUGCAACUGGCGUCCUCCGACUCCGAGGCAGCGCCACCAUUACCCAGCGGCCUAUCCUUCGACUUCUACAAAUCCAGCUGCCCGCAAGCCGAGUCCAUCGUGUCCAGCUUCCUCCAGGACGCCAUCCGCCGCGACAUCGGCCUGGCCGCGGCACUCCUCAGGGUCCACUUCCACGACUGCUUCGUGCAGGGGUGCGACGGGUCCGUGCUCCUGGACAAGACCCGCGCCGGCCAGAGCAGCGAGAAGGACGCCCCGCCCAACGUCACGCUCCGGCCCACGGCCUUCAACGCCAUCAACGCCGUCCGGGCCCUCCUGGAGCGGGCCUGCGGCGGGCCCGUGGUGUCCUGCGCCGACAUCGCGGCGCUCGCGGCCCGCGACUCCGUGCGCCUGGCCGGCGGGCCGUGGUACGCCGUCCCCUUGGGCCGCCGCGACGGGCUCGAGCCGGCGCCGCUCCAGGCCAUCUUCGACGCGCUCCCGCCGCCGACGUCCAACGUCACCACGCUCCUCCGGUUCCUGGCCAAGAUCGGCCUCGACGCCGACGACCUCGUUUCCCUCUCCGGCGCGCACACGCUGGGCAUCGCGCACUGCACGUCGUUCCAGGAGCGGCUGUUCCCCGAGGACGACCCCACCAUGAACAAGUGGUUCGCGGGGCAGCUCAAGCUCACCUGCCCCAGGCUCAACACCGACAACACCACGGCGAAUGACAUCCGUACGCCCGACGCCUUCGACAACAAGUACUACGUCGACCUGAUGAACCGGCAGGGGCUCUUCACCUCCGACCAGGACCUGCACACGGACGCCAGGACCAAGCCCAUCGUCACCAGGUUCGCGGUCGACCAGUCGGCGUUUUUCCAGCAGUUUGUAAAGUCCAUGGUGAAGAUGGGCCAGAUCCAGGUGCUCACCGGCGCCAAGGGCCAGAUCCGCAGGGACUGCGCCGUGCCCAACGCUGCCCGCGCCGAUGACGACCUCCCCUGGUCCGUCGUCCAGACCGUCGUCGAGGCUGCUGAGAGCACGGUGCUGUGAUUGGCUAGCUAGUAGACUUAAUUUGGUGUCUCUGCGCGCAGGCUUGUUUUCUUCGUUAACAAUCGCGCUAGUGAUGGUUUGGAGGUCCGAGAGUGCGCGCCUACCUGUUUGAUUCCGAGUGUCAGUACGUGACGAGUCGACGACCUACUGUAUCAGUUCUUCCACAGAAUAAUAUAUGGCGUGAGGGAUUUUGUCCAAUUGUACUCAA
Messenger RNA from Brachypodium distachyon (stiff brome), 1364 nucleotides. Its product is annotated as cationic peroxidase SPC4. Gene Ontology annotation, cellular component: plant-type cell wall; plasmodesma. The transcript has a single exon. Gene Ontology annotation, biological process: response to oxidative stress; hydrogen peroxide catabolic process. Bases 2 to 1156 code for a protein of 384 amino acids. Lineage: Eukaryota; Viridiplantae; Streptophyta; Magnoliopsida; Poales; Poaceae. The record is from RefSeq and is a predicted model, not a curated record. Gene Ontology annotation, molecular function: peroxidase activity; heme binding.